This is a messenger RNA of Poecile atricapillus (Black-capped chickadee), 1460 nucleotides long. RefSeq names its product reticulocalbin-3-like. Lineage: Eukaryota; Metazoa; Chordata; Aves; Passeriformes; Paridae. The record is from RefSeq and is a predicted model, not a curated record. The coding region runs from base 82 to 966 and encodes 294 amino acids. Gene Ontology annotation, cellular component: endoplasmic reticulum. The transcript is spliced from 6 exons. Gene Ontology annotation, molecular function: calcium ion binding.
GUCGAGACGCCCAAGGGGGCGGGGCCAAAGCUGUGAGGGGCUGUGGGACCCCCCCCGGGUGUUGGGGCGGGACGGGACGAGAUGCUGCCGGCCUGGCUGUGGCCGCUGUGGCCCCUCCUGGCUCUGACCUCUGGGGGGUCCCCCCAGGCCCCCCAGCCCCAUUUUGGGGACCCCCCCCAGCCCCACAGCCACGAUUCCGAGGGGCUUUUUUGGGAUCACGCCGCCAUUUGGGGGGCGAAGGAGGCGCAGGAGCAGCGGGAGCUGCCCCCAGAAGAGUCCCGGAGACGGCUGGGGCUCCUGGUGGAUCUGAUGGACUCAGACAGCUCCGGGGGGGUCUCUGGGGAGGAGCUGCGGGCCUGGAUCCUUCGGAGGCACCGCGGAUCCCGGGAGGAAUCGCUGAGGAUCGAGAGAUCCCGGCUGGAUCUGGACGGCGACGGCGCCGUGGGAUGGGACGAGCUGCACCGGGAGAGCUUCGGAGACGGAGAGGAUUUUGGCGGCUCCCACCGGCGGCUCCUGCUCCGUUCCCGGCUCCGUUUCCAGGCGGCCGACGCCGACGGCGACCGGCGCCUCCGGGGGGAGGAGCUCGAGGCUUUCCUGCAUCCCGAGGAUUUCCAGCACCUCCUGCACCUCGUGGCUCAGGAGACCAUCGAGGACCUGGAUCAGAACGGGGACGGAUUGAUCCAGGUGGACGAAUACAUCGGACGGGUCCCUGAGCCGGGAGGAGAUUUUGGGGCGUUGGGAGCUUUUCGUGGGGAGCCGAGCCACGGACUACGGGCAGGACCUGCACAGGGCCCACGACGAGCUCUGACAUUCCCAAAACAUUCCCAAAAAUUCCCAAAACAUUCCCAAAAAUUCCCAAAAUAUCCCAAAAAUAUUCCCAAAAUAUCCCGAAAAUAUUCCCAAAAAAUCCCAUCCUGCCUUGAAAAAAUCUGGGAUUUUUGGGGGAAAAUAUGGAGGAAAAAAUGAAAUUUUUUGGCAAAUCCAAGAGCUUUGAGAGCCAAAAAAAUUCCCAAAAAAUUCCCAAAAUAUCCCAAAAAUAUUCCCCAAAAAUUCCAAAAAUAUUCCCAAAAAAUCCCUGGAAAAAUCCUGACCUCACCUGAAAAAAUCCGGGAUUUUUGGGGGAAAACAUGGAGGAAAAAAUGAAAUUUUUUGGCGAAUCCAAGAGCUCUGAGAGCCCCAAAAAUUCCCAAAAGAUUCCCAAAAAAUUCCCAAAAUAUCCCAAAAAUAUUCCCAAAAAAUCCCUGGAAAAAUCCUGACCUCGCCUGAAAAAAUCCGGGAUUUUUUGGGGAAAAUUUGGGGGAAUAAAUGGAAUUUUGAUGAGUUCAAAUUCCCAAAAAAUUCCCCAAAAAUUCCCAAAAUAUCCCAAAAAUAUUCCCAAAAAAUCUCUGAAAAAAUUCCCAAAAAAUCCCAUCCUGUCUUGAAAAAAUCUGGGAUUUUUGGGGGAAAAUAUGGAGGAAAAA